UGAACAUCCAUGUAGAAGUGGUUCAGAUGUACCUUCCUCUGGGGACUCUCCCCAUCUGGAGGGAUGCCAGGGUCAUCCGUACCCAUUAGGAACUCCCCUCCUGGGACGAAGACCAUCUACAGACAGCAGACACACAUCAGGGCCAUCUACAGACACAUCAGUGUAGAUCAGUUUGACAUGUCAGAUAAGAUGUCUAGUUUCCUGCACAUCGGGGACAUCUGCUCCCUGUAUGCCGAGGGCUCCACCAAUGGCUUCAUCAGCACUCUGGGGCUGGUUGAUGACCGGUGCGUGGUACAGCCAGAUGCAGGGGACCUCAACAACCCCCCCAAAAAGUUUCGAGACUGUCUGUUUAGGUUGUGCCCCAUGAACCGGUACUCUGCCCAGAAACAGUUCUGGAAGGCUGCAAAGCCUGGUGGAAACAGCACCACGGACACAGUCCUGCUCAACAAACUCCAUCAUGCAGCAGAUUUGGAAAAGAAGCAAAAUGAUUCGGAAAAUAAAAAGUUGCUUGGGACAGUGAUUCAGUAUGGGAAUGUCAUCCAGCUCCUCCAUCUGAAGAGUAACAAGUAUCUUACCGUAAACAAGCGUCUGCCUGCACUGCUGGAGAAGAAUGCCAUGAGAGUGAUGCUGGACACGGCCGGGAACGAAGGCUCCUGGUUCUACAUUCAACCGUUCUACAAGUUGCGCUCUAUUGGAGACAGUGUGGUAAUUGGGGACAAGGUGGUCCUGAACCCAGUGAAUGCUGGCCAGCCCCUACAUGCCAGUACCCAUCAACUAGUGGACAACCCAGGAUGUAAUGAGGUGAACUCUGUCAACUGCAACACCAGCUGGAAGAUUGUGCUGUUCAUGAAAUGGGGUGACAAUCAAGAGAUCAUCUUGAAAGGGGGCGACGUGGUGCGCCUGUUCCAUGCAGAGCAGGAGAAGUUCCUCACAUGUGACGACCACCGAAAAAAACAAUAUGUCUUCCUGCGCACCACUGGACGCCAAUCUGCUACCUCAGCAACUAGCAGCAAAGCCUUAUGGGAAGUGGAGGUUGUGCAGCACGAUCCAUGUCGAGGUGGAGCUGGCUACUGGAACAGCCUGUUCAGGUUCAAACACCUGGCCACUGGGCACUACUUGGCAGCCGAGAUCAACCCAGACUAUGAGGAGGAGUGCCUUGACUCCCGCUCCUCGCUGGACUCAGAACAUAUUGACCUACGAGCACGCCUAAGAAAUCCCCAAGAGAAGGUUAUGUACACCCUGGUGUCCGUACCUGACGGCAAUGACAUCUCCUCCAUCUUUGAACUCGACCCUACCACUUUAAGAGGGGGGGACUCCCUAGUUCCCAGAAACUCAUAUGUGAGGCUCAGACAUCUGUGCACCAACACGUGGGUCCACAGCACCAACCAUCCGAUCGACAAGGAGGAGGAGAAACCAGUUAUGCUACGUAUUGGCACAUCUGCGUUGAAAGAAGACAAAGAGGCAUUUGCUAUUGUGCCUGUCUCGCCUGCUGAAGUAAGAGACUUGGACUUUGCCAAUGAUGCCAGUAAGGUGUUGGCCUCCAUCGCAGGCAAACUGGAGAAGGGCACCAUCACUCAGAAUGAAAGAAGGGCAGUGACCAAACUUCUUGAAGACCUAGUGUUUUUUGUGGUGGACAUCCCCAACAAUGGCCAGGAUGUGCUGGAGAUCAUGGUCAACAAGCCCAACAGAGAGAGACAGAAACUCAUGAGGGAACAGAACAUUCUCAAACAGAUCUUCAAGCUUCUGCAGGCUCCGUUUACCGACAGCGGGGAUGGGCCCAUGCUUAGGUUAGAGGAGCUGGCUGACCAGCGCCACGCCCCCUUCAGACACAUUUGCCGUCUGUGUUACCGUGUGCUACGCCACUCUCAGCAGGACUACCGCAAGAACCAGGAGUACAUAGCCAAGCAGUUCCGCUUCAUGCAGAAGCAAAUCGGUUAUGAUGUUCUUGCUGAGGACACUAUCACAGCUCUGCUUCACAACAACCGCAAGCUACUGGAGAAACACAUCACAGCUGCAGAAAUUGACACCUUCGUCAGCCUCGUCAGGAAGAACCGGGAGCCCAGGUUCCUUGAUUACCUGUCAGACUUGUGUGUGUCAAUGAACAAGUCCAUUCCUGUGACCCAGGAGCUUAUCUGUAACGCGGUUUUGGACCCUACCAAUGCAGACAUCCUCAUAGAGACCAAACUGGUGCUGUCCAGGUUUGAGAUUCAGGGAGCAUCCAUCGGAGACAACUCACUGGAGUCUGAGGAGGAUGAGGAGGAGGUGUGGCUGUUCUGGAAGGACAGCAAUAAGGAGAUCAGGAGUAAGAGCAUCAGAGAGUUGGCCCAGGACGCCAAGGAUGGCGUCAAGGAGGACCAAGAGGUGGUCAGCUAUUACAGGUACCAGCUGAAUCUGUUUGCCCGGAUGUGUCUGGACCGGCAGUACCUGGCCAUCAAUAAAAUCUCAGGUCAGCUGGACGUGGACCUGAUCCUGCGCUGCAUGUCUGAUGAAGAUCUGCCCUAUGACCUCCGUGCUUCCUUCUGCCGCAUGAUGCUGCACAUGCAUGUGGACCGCGACCCCCAGGAACAGGUCACGCCGGUCAAAUAUGCCCGCCUCUGGUCUGAGAUACCCUCCGAGAUCGCCAUUGACGACUAUGACAAUGACGGCACCUCCAAGGAUGAGAUCAAGGAGCGUUUUGCUCUGACCAUGGAGUUUGUGGAGAACUACCUGAGAGACGUGGUCUGUCAGAGCUUCCCAUUCGCCGACAAGGAGAAAAACAAACUCACCUUUGAGGUAGUGAAUCUAUCCAGGAACCUCAUCUACUUUGGCUUCUACAAUUUUAGUGACCUGCUGAGGCUGACCAAGAUCCUGCUGGCCAUCUUGGACUGCGUCCAUGUCAGCACCUUCUUCGCCAUCAACAAGCUGGAGAAGGGAGAGGAGGCUAAAGGCAGUAACGUGAUGCGCUCCAUCCAUGGGGUGGGGGAGCUGAUGACCCAGGUGGUGCUGAGGGGAGGGGGGUUCCUGCCCACCACCCCCACCAACCCACCCAACGGUGUCCAGGUCAAGACCCAGACGGAGCCAGAAAAACAGGACAUCCUGGUCAUGGACACCAAGCUGAAGAUCAUAGAAAUACUACAGUUCAUUCUGAAUGUGCGGCUGGACUACAGGAUCUCCUGUCUCCUGUGUAUCUUUAAGAGGGAGUUUGACGAGAGCAACUCCCAGUCCGACGUGUCUUUAGCGGGAUCACUGGAGGGACCAAACAGCAUGCCAGGGGCUCUGGACUUUGAACACAUAGAGGAGCAGGCAGAGGGGAUAUUUGGUGGAAGUGAGGAGAACACGGCGUUGGACCUGGAUGACCACGGCGGUCGGACCUUUCUGAGGGUUCUGCUCCACCUGACCAUGCAUGACUACCCUCCCCUGGUGUCCCGAGCCCUCCACCUGCUCUUCAGACACUUCAGCCAGAGGCAGGAGGUGUUGCAGGCCUUCAAGCAGGUCCAGUUGCUAGUGACAAGUCAGGAUGUGGAGAACUACAAGCAGAUCAAGUCAGACCUAGACCAGCUCCGGUCAAUUGUGGAGAAGUCUGAGCUGUGGGUCUAUAAGAGACUGGGGCCAGACGAGAGCAUGGAUACUGGGGAGCACUCUGCCGAAUCUCAACACAAGAAGGGGGAUUCGGACAAACCAAAGAAACCAGAGAGUACCAGCAGCUACAACUACAGGGUGGUGAAGGAGAUCUUGCUGCGUCUCAGCAGGCUGUGUGUUCAGGAGGGUCUGUCAGGCAGGAAGAGUAAGAAGCAGCAGCAGAGGCUCCUGAGGAACAUGGGGGCUCAUGCCGUGGUGCUGGAGUUAUUACAGAUCCCAUACGAGAAGGGGGAGGAUGUGCGCAUGCAGGAGAUCAUGAAGCUGGCCCACCAGUUCCUGCAGAACUUCUGUGCAGGGAACCAGCAAAACCAGGCCCUGCUCCACAAACAUAUCAACCUGUUCCUUAACCCAGGGAUUCUGGAGGCGGUCACCAUGCAACACAUCUUCAUGAAUAACUUCCAGCUGUGCAGUGAGAUCAACGAGCGUGUUGUUCAGCACUUUGUCCACUGCAUUGAGACGCACGGCCGCCACGUCCAGUACCUCAAGUUCCUCCAGACCAUCGUCAAGGCCGAGAACAAGUUCAUCAAGAAGUGUCAGGACGUCGUCAUGGCUGAGUUGGUGAACGCUGGCGAGGACGUGCUGGUGUUCUACAACGACCGCGCGUCCUUCCAGACCCUGGUGACGAUGAUGCGUUCGGAGCGGGACCGUAUGGACGAGAACAGUCCUCUGAUGUACCACAUCCACCUGGUGGAGCUGCUGGCCGUCUGCACCGAGGGAAAGAACGUCUACACUGAGAUCAAGUGCAACUCCCUGCUGCCCCUGGAUGACAUUGUGAGGGUGGUCACCCAUGAGGACUGCAUCCCUGAGGUGAAGAUAGCCUACAUCAACUUCCUGAACCAUUGCUAUGUGGACACAGAGGUGGAGAUGAAAGAGAUCUAUACAAGCAACCACAUGUGGAAGCUCUUUGAGAACUUCCUGGUGGACAUCUGCAGGGUGUGCAACAAUACGAGUGACCGCAAACACGCCGAUAUAGUCCUUGAGAGCUAUGUGACGGAGACAGUGAUGAGCAUUGUGACCACCUUCUUCAGUUCUCCCUUCUCCGACCAGAGUACCAGCCUGCAGACCAGACAGCCAGUGUUCGUUCAGCAGUUGCAGGCAGUGUUCAGGGUGUACCACUGUACCUGGCUGGUUCCAGCCCAGAAAGGCUCAGUGGAGAACUGUAUCAAGGUGCUGUCUGAUGUGGCUAAAGGGCGGGCCAUCGCCAUUCCCGUGGAUCUGGACAGCCAGGUGAACAACCUGUUUGUGAAAUCCAACAACAUUGUCCAGAAAACAGCCAUGUCCUGGAGAAUGUCUGCCCGCAAUGCUGCCUGCAGAGACUCCGUGCUGACCACUUCACGGGACUACCGGAACAUCAUUGAGAGACUGCAGGACAUAGUGUCUGCUCUAGAGGACCGUCUACGUCCUCUGGUCCAGGCUGAGCUGUCUGUCCUUGUGGAUGUCCUGCACCGGCCAGAGCUGCUCUUUCCAGAGAACACAGACUCCCGCAGGAAGUGUGAGAGUGGAGGUUUCAUCUGCAAGCUGAUCAAACACACCAAGCAGCUGCUGGAGGAGAACGAGGAGAGGCUGUGCAUCAAAGUCCUGCAGACCCUCCGUGAGAUGAUGACCAAAGACAGGGGGUACGGGGAGAAGCUCAGGGCCUGUGAUGAUGAGAUGGAUAUGUCUGAGCAGCUGGAUCUCAACCAGCCACAGAAAAUACUUGACGACAAGAGGAGGGGUGAAGCGCUAAGGCAGAUUCUGGUUAACCGUUACUAUGGUAACUUCCAUAGUAGGAGUGGUGGGCGGAGGGACAGCCUGACGGCCUUUAGCAAUGGUGCCCUGGUUCCGGUUGGGCCUGGGAAGAGCCAAUCAGGUCUUGGUGGACCAGGGGCCCUUAGUCGAGGCGAGAUGAGCCUGGCGGAGGUCCAGUGUCACCUGGACAAGGAGGGGGCCUCUGACCUGGUCAUUGACCUGAUCAUGAACACCACCAGUGACCGUGUCUUCCAAGAGAGCAUUCUAUUGGCCAUUGCCCUGCUGGAGGGCGGGAACACCACUAUCCAGCGGUCCUUCUUCAGCCGUUUGACGGAGGACAAAAAGUCGGAGAAGUUUUUCCGGGUUUUCUAUGAUCGGAUGAAGCUGGCACAACUUGAGAUCAAAGCCACAGUGACGGUCAACACCAGUGACCUCGGCAACAAGAAGAGGGAUGACGACACCUCCGACAAGGACAUUCCCAUCCGCAAGAAAGCCAAAGACUCUGCGGUGGUGACAGAGGAGGUGAGAGAGCAGCUGUUAGAGGCCUCGUCAGCCACUAAGAAGGCCUUCAACUCAUAUCGCCGGGAGGCGGACCCUGAGGACCACUUCUCUGCAGCGGACGGCACACCCAGUGCUGGGGACAAGGGCCAGGACGACGGAGAGAUGAGCUUCAUAAUAGUCAUCAUGCAGCCCAUCCUGCGCUUUCUCCAGUUGCUCUGUGAGAACCACAACCGAGAUCUACAGAACUUCCUUCGCUGUCAGAACAAUAAGAACAACUACAACCUGGUGUGUGAGACGCUGCAGUUCCUGGACUGUAUCUGUGGUAGCACCACAGGAGGCCUGGGUCUGCUGGGUCUCUACAUCAAUGAGAAGAACGUGGCUCUCAUCAACCAGACGGUGGAGAGCCUCACAGAGUACUGCCAGGGACCCUGCCACGAGAACCAGAACUGCAUUGCUACCCACGAGUCCAACGGCAUUGACAUCAUCAUCGCCCUGAUCCUGAAUGACAUCAACCCAUUGGGGAAGAAGAGGAUGGACCUGGUGCUAGAACUCAAGAACAAUGCCUCCAAGCUGUUGCUGGCUAUCAUGGAGAGUCGUCAUGACAGUGAGAAUGCAGAGAGAAUCCUGUACAACAUGAGACCCAAAGAGCUGGUGGAGGUGAUUAAGAAGGCCUACCUGCAGGGAGAGGUGGCAUUUGAGGAUCCAGAGGAGGAGGACGACAGCAGGGAAGAGGAAGAGCAUGAUGCUGCCUCCCCCAGAAAUGUGGGCCACAAUAUCUACAUCCUGGCCCAUCAGUUGGCCCGCCACAACAAAGAGCUGCAGGUGAUGCUAAAGCCAGGAGGUACCAAUGGAGAGGGAGACGAGGCUCUGGAGUUCUAUGCCAAACACACUGCUCAGAUAGAGAUUGUUCGUCAUGACCGCACCAUGGAGGAGAUUGUGUUCCCUGUGCCCAACAUCUGUGAGUUCCUGACCUGUGAGUCCAAACUGAGGGUGUACUACACCACGGAAAGGGACGAGCAGGGCAGCAAGAUCAAUGACUUCUUCCUCAGCGCGGAGAACCUCUUCAAUGAGAUGAAUUGGCAGAAGAAACUGCGAGCCCAGCCUGUAUUGUACUGGUGCUCCAGGAACAUGUCCUUCUGGAGUAACAUUUCCUUCAACCUGGCUGUGCUCAUGAACCUGCUGGUGGCCUUCUUCUAUCCCCUGGAUGGGUUGCGUGAAGGUAACCUGGAGCCUCACCUGUCUGCCCUGCUGUGGUUGGGCAUGUUGGCAUCGUUGGCUAUCGUGGUGGCCAUGCCCCAGCCCCUUGGGGUUCGCACCCUCAUCAUCGCCACCAUCCUCCGCCUCAUCUUCUCCGUCGGCCUGGAGCCCACCCUCUUCCUGCUCGGAGCCUUCAAUGUGUGUAAUAAGAUCAUUUUCUUGAUGAGUUUUGUGGGGAACAAAGGGACGUUCACGCGGGGCUACAAGGCCAUGAUCCUGGACGUCGAGUUCCUCUAUCACUUAAUGUACCUCAUCAUCUGCAGCCUGGGGGUCUUCGUCCACGUCUUCUUUUACAGCUUGCUGCUCUUUGACCUGGUAUACAGGGAGGAGACUCUCCUGAAUGUCAUAAAGAGUGUGACACGUAAUGGACGCUCCAUUGUGCUGACAGCAGUGCUGGCUCUCAUCCUGGUCUACCUGUUCUCCAUCGUGGGCUACAUCUUCUUCAAGGACGACUUUAUUCUGGAGGUGGACCGCAUAUCCAACGACACUCUAGAGAAUGGGGCCAGUAUAGCUAAUGAGCUGGUGUCUGCUGGGAUUUGUCGGUCUGAAACUGGCCUAAACAACUGCACCACAGAGCUUCAAGAGGAAGACUUGGAGGAGGACAUGGAGGAUGGGAAGGAGCGUACGUGUGACUCCCUGCUCAUGUGCAUUGUUACUGUGCUGAGCCACGGCCUGCGUAGCGGAGGGGGGGUGGGAGACGUCCUGAGAAAGCCCUCCAAAGAGGAGCCUCUGUUUGCGGCCAGAGUGAUCUACGAUCUGCUCUUCUUCUUCAUGGUUAUCAUCAUUGUCCUCAACCUAAUUUUUGGUGUCAUUAUUGACACAUUUGCUGACCUGAGGAGUGAGAAACAGAAGAAGGAAGAGGUCCUGAAGACCACUUGCUUCAUCUGUGGUCUGGAGAGAGACAAGUUUGACAACAAGACUGUGACAUUUGAGGAGCACAUCAAGGAGGAGCACAACAUGUGGCACUACCUGUACUUCAUCGUGUUGGUUAAGGUGAAGGACUCUACGGAGUACACCGGCCCUGAGAGCUACGUCGCUGAGAUGAUCAAGGAGCACAAUCUGGACUGGUUCCCUCGGAUGCGUGCAAUGUCGCUGGUGAGCAGUGAUGCAGAGGGUGAGCAGAAUGAGAUCAGGAACCUGCAGGAGAAGCUGGAGUCAGCCAUGAGGCUGGUGUGCAACCUGUCUGGACAGCUCACAGAACUCAAGGAGCAGAUGACAGAGCAGAGAAAACAGAAGCAGAGGAUUGGGCUCCUGGGCCACCCCCCUCACAUGAAUGUCAACCCCCAGCAGCCAGCCUGAGAAUGACAGUGAAACGCACCCAUCUCCUCCCAGGACCCUAACACCCAGGACAUAAACCAGAGACUGACCUAAAAGGGCCUAAGACGGUCAUUUCCGCCCAGUCUAUGUAGUGUGUAAUAUACAGGAGUAUGCCAAAGUGUUCGGUUGUAGUGCCUGGCUCAGGGUUACCGUGGACAGAGAAUAGUUACAUUGUGUGUAGAACGCCUGAAUGUGUAGUUUUUAUGAGGUACACAUUAGUGUAGAGGACGUAUAUGCAUCCAGUGUAGAUGAUAGUCUGGCUAUGUACUGUGUGAAGUGCACAUGGGUUUGAGUGGAGACUUGGGGUGCACAAAGCGCCCUAAGACUUAACAAGAAGGAACGUGUCAUGUAAGUUUAGGUGGUAAAAAAGUACUGAAGUGAAAAUGCCUUAUGUUGUCUAACUACCCUUAAUGCCUUGUCCAUCUUCCUCGCUGCAUUGAAUUGGUGAUAGCCGUUCUGCUCUCGUAUUAGCCUCGAUGCAUUUGGUGAAUCUGAAGCCUCGGCCAAUUGCACCAAGGAGAUCUUGAGAGGCCUGGGACGCUUGUGUUGGAUGAAGCUUUCCUCUUGUUUUGUAAUUGAAUCCUGGUGGGCUAACAGUAUUUAAGAUCUUGUUUUUGUACAAGGUGCAAUAUCAACAUGACAUGCAACCACAAAUAUGAUUCAUCUGUACAUAAUGUCUUAACAGUGAUUAUUUGUUUUGGUUUUUUGGGGGAUUUAUUCGUUUUUUUUUCUUCUCUUUAGAUAUAUAUUUCAAUGUCGGAAUAGAAUUGUGACCACUUUAGACGAACGGUGUCCCACAUGUGAGUCUGUAUUAACGAGGUCCAAUUUUGUUUAGUCGAGGCUCUGUACUCCAGCACUUUUGACUUAAAAGAUACAAUGACUAUGAGGUUAAAGUAGAGACUAUAAGCUUUAAUUUGAGGAUAUUUUUUAAUUACCACAAUUCUUCGAUAUAAUAUCCCCAUUCAAGGGGACCAAAAGUAUUUGGAUGAGUAAACUUAUACAUCUGUAAUAAAGGAGUGAAAAUGAGUCCAAGCACACAAUGACUACAUCAAGCUUAUUACUAUCCAGUUGUGUUGGAAACACAAUGUACUCUUUGGAAAUACAUUUUUGUUGGGCAAAAAAUUGCCUGCCAAUCAAACAAAAAGGUUUGUGGUGUCACAAGGUGGGUAUGUAGUUAAUGUAGUCAUUGUGCUUUAGGAAGAUAAAAUGAAUGCUAAAUGUUUGACUAGUUAAUACACAGUGCAUUUUUUUAUGUUUUAUUCAUUUAUUGGUUCAUCAAAUGUGGAUGAAUGUCAUCCUUAAAAUAAAACCCAAAACUAAUUUGCAUUCCCUGUAUAUUUUUGUCAAAAGAAAAAUAACCGAGAAGUCCAUAUGCACAGUAUGGGUAUUGUGCUAAAGCCAACAUUGUUUUCAAACACUUGUAUGAGAUUGUUUGCAUAUAAACAUACUAUAUAGUGUUUUUCAUCAUUUCAGGCAACUUUUAGGAUGAAGACCGGUUUUGCAGUCAUCUAUUUAUGAUGUCAUAUCUGGUUCAUUACCUUUUUUGCCUGUUUGUAACUUACUGUGCCUAUGCCCCCUGUAGAUGGUUCUUGCAAGCACUGGUUUUUAUGUCAGCACUAUGAAAUUGAGGAAAGCCAAGAUGUUACCACAUGUAAAAGCUUUGGUAUUGCUUAUGUCAUACUUUGGGAGCACACCAAACAUUUAAGUGACAAUGUUUUUCUACCCCCUUGCUUUGAUAUGUUGGCACUGAAUUGCAUUCUGUCUUAUUUUUUUUAAUUCAUUUUCCCUAAAAUUGUAGCACUGAUUAUUAUAGCUUGUAGCACAUGAGUGAAUGUUUCUUAAAGCUACUUUUCACUUUGUUUUGUGAAGUGCCUUUGAUUGCAGUGUUCAUGUAAAGAAAUUCACAGAGUACUAAUAUAAUAGUUUUUGAGUUCGGUUUGACCAGUCUCAUAUAAGCCAUUGAUACUACUAUAUAAAACAUACUUUCUGAAAUGUACAUUCCAUUCUCUAAAACUCUAUUUAAUAAACGUGUGGAAUAAA
This is a messenger RNA of Esox lucius (northern pike), 10461 nucleotides long. RefSeq names its product inositol 1,4,5-trisphosphate receptor type 1. NCBI's taxonomy places the organism in Eukaryota, Metazoa, Chordata, Actinopteri, Esociformes, Esocidae. Gene Ontology annotation, biological process: calcium ion transmembrane transport. The transcript is spliced from 60 exons. Gene Ontology annotation, cellular component: endoplasmic reticulum; membrane. The record is from RefSeq and is a predicted model, not a curated record. The coding region runs from base 64 to 8403 and encodes 2779 amino acids. Gene Ontology annotation, molecular function: inositol 1,4,5-trisphosphate-gated calcium channel activity; inositol 1,4,5 trisphosphate binding.